AGCCCCUGUGCCUCCGCAGCCUCAGCGAGCAGCAGCCGCUGCUGCCGCUGCUCCGGCUGCUGCUUCCGUGGUGGAGCUGGAGUCGAGUGCCGUGGCGUUGGAGGUUGCGGCCCGCUUCCCCGGGCGGCGCUACUUCCACAGUCGCACGGGGGUGCCGGGUUGCGUUGAGGACAUGUUUGGAGGGCAGGACAGCGAGGAUGAGUCGGAUGAUAAGGAGUGGGAGGCCGCUUUCGACCACCAAGUCCGCCUCAUGGGCCGCACGCAGCGCCGCAUGAGCCAGCGACCCAUGGGUCCAUCAGAGCGCUGCCUCAUGAAGCUCUGGGCGGCGUUUGCACGGCGGCGGCCGCUGUACGCGGAUUACGUAAUGCCGCGUCGGUGCCUGGAGUUUGUGCGGGAGCACUGCAACCUCUUCCACAGUAGCAGCAGCAGUCCUUCCCCGGACGCCAAAGCCAAUGCCAACCCCGACUCCGACUCGGCCGGUGCAUGUGCUGGUGUGGACAGCCGUGACCUGCGAGCCGCCCUGGCUGCACACCUGCUGCUGCUCAGGCAGAUGAACCUGAUUGACCCACGGGUCAUUCUUCGCUGCCUAGACAUUGCAGAUGGAAGGAUCGCCUCCACCGCGGAAGACGAUGCGCAAUUCCUCAACCCCCAUACCACUGCAAACACGACCAGCCGCCGUACGGCUGCAACCGCGGCUGCCGGUGCUGCUGCUGCUGCGUCGAACGCCGCCGCGCACACCUCUAAAGGUAUUCCUUCCGCCGCCGGCGGCGGUCGUCGUGUCAAGAUGGUCGGCGGCGGCAGUGGGAGCAUGCCGCAAGAGGGGAAGACAGCCCAUGGCGUCACCGUCACCGCCGCCGCCACCGGUUCCUUACAUGACGGCCACGAUUGCGGUGUAGCGCUUGGCGUCAGCGGCGGCGGGGAAGAGAGGGGAGGAGGUGCGGAGGAAAUGGAGGUAGAUGUCGUCAGCGGCGCACUGGAGCGACAGGGAGGAGGACGGUUUGGACGCUCGCCUGAGGGAGGCGGCGUUGACGAUGGCGCUGACUGCAGCAUGGAUACAAGCGAGCCGUGCAAGAAGCCGGCUGCUGCUGCCGCAGGACAAAAAGAAGAACCACCCGUAUCACGGUCACGCCGGGGCUUGCAGGGGCCCACUGCUGCUGUGAGGCUGAGUGCGGCAGUGGAGGCGGGUGCGGUGGAGGCCGAGGUGGAGACGGCCCCCGCAGCCACCCAUGCCGCCGCAGGCGGAGGGGUGGAGGAUACAAUGGAGGUGGAGACGGAGGCUGCGGCUGCCUCGCAGGUGCAGGUGCAGGUGUCGAGGCCUGCGUCAAGCCACCAGCAGCGGCCCCGAAAGCAUGAGCUGCAGCAGCAGCAGCAACUGCCGCUGACACAGGAGGAGCGACAGCAGCAGGACCCGCAGCACACACCGCAGCGGCCAACCGGGUCUCGCUCCACGCCUGCGCAGUGCUGGGCAAGAAACAAGAGGGCCCGAUGGGCGGGGGCACCGCCGCCAGGGACCCGUGGGUCACUGCCGCAGCUCGUGCUGCCGCCGCAGCAGCAGCAGCACACCAGCAGCGGCAGCAGGACUGCUGCGGCAGCAGUUCCGGGGUCGCAGACAGCGGCUGGGACCAAGCCAGCGGCAGUUGGCUAGGCGGCGGCAGUGAAGGCGAAACACGCGCCGGCGGUUGCGUCUAGCGAUACAACAUCGGGUUGACAAUAGGGACGCCCACACCCAGUGCUGGCCGGAGGGGUGUGGUACUUGUAGACUGGCAGGGGACGUGUUCGCUGUGUAGGGUUUCAAGGGCCGUACGGGUGUUUGGUGGCGGUAAGGUUUGCGUGUUAGCAUGCCGAUGACAAGUUAUAGUAUUUUAGCUGCAACCUUACGUGCGCGGUGAGCCUAGCGGUGUGCGUAGCCUACGUAGCCUAUGUACUGUCCGGGCUGAGUAGACGGUCCUUUAUAUCGUUGGACCGAGGUUACUCCCAGGCGACGUUCCUUGGCAUCACGGGCUGUUAGGUGUCAUCACGAUGCAUGCUAUAUUUAAACGAAG
Messenger RNA from Astrephomene gubernaculifera, 2042 nucleotides. The record is from the annotation of a GenBank genome assembly. Lineage: Eukaryota; Viridiplantae; Chlorophyta; Chlorophyceae; Chlamydomonadales; Astrephomenaceae.